Molecule: messenger RNA, 1111 nt
Organism: Papilio machaon (common yellow swallowtail)
Lineage: Eukaryota; Metazoa; Arthropoda; Insecta; Lepidoptera; Papilionidae
Product: ionotropic receptor 75a-like
Exons: 6
Coding region: 45-1085 (346 amino acids)
Cellular component (GO): membrane
Molecular function (GO): ligand-gated monoatomic ion channel activity
Source: RefSeq, a predicted model, not a curated record
AAGAUAAAUACACUUAAUAGUUUGUUAAUAUUAUAGGAUCUCCAAUGUUCUUUACGCUGGCUCGAUUACCUAUUGUAGAGUUCAUUUCAAGUCCUGUACCGUCAAGAUCUAAGUUUGUGUUCCGGCAACCGAAGCUUUCUUACGAAAACAAUUUAUUUUUAUUAUCAUUUCGUCACUCGGUGUGGUACAGUAUAGGCGCUGUUCUCAUUUUCCUAUUCUUGGCAUUAUUUGGGGUCACAUUUUGGGAAUGGAAGAGAAAUGAUCAUGAUAUUGAUUCGAGAAUAAGUGAGGCGGGAAUAUUACGAGCAAAUACAUCGGAUAUCGCCAUAUUAAUUUUUGGAGCAACUUGUCAACAGGGAAGCCCUGUGGAACUGAAAGGUAGUUUGGGUCGUGUGGUGCUUCUGGUUCUCUUCUUGACAGUUUUGUUUCUGCACACAUCGUUCUCUGCGAAUAUUGUUGCCCUCUUACAAUCAAGUUCAUCACGGAUUAGAACACUGGAAGAUUUGCUACAAUCCCGACUGAAGUUUGGUGUCCAUGAUAAUCCUUUCAACAGACAUUAUUUUGCGACCAUGUCUGAACCGAUAAGGAAAGCUAUAUACGAUACAAAGAUUGCGCCUCCCGGUGUACCACCGCGAUUUUUGUCAAUGGAAGAUGGAGUUCAGAAAAUACGUCAGGGUCUUUUUGCUUUCCAUAUGGAAACCGGCGUUGGAUACAAGUUUGUAGGAAAAUAUUUUGAGGAAGGGGAAAAGUGCGGUCUCUACGAAAUACAAUAUCUACAAGUCGCAGACCCUUGGAUCGCUGUUCGUAAAAAUACUCCGUAUUUGGAAAUGUAUAAAAUAGGUACAAAACGUAUAAUAGAACAUGGGUUGCAGUAUAGAGAAAAUCGUCGUUUGUACGAACGUCGACCUACAUGUUCUGGAAGUGAGGGUAACUUCGUGUCUGUAAGCAUGGUGGACUGCUACCCGGCUAUAUUAGUACUGUCCUAUGGCAUCCUCAUAGCAACCCUCAUACUUCUUGUUGAAAUCCUGUACCGUUAUAAAAUUAAUAUUUUGAAAGGUAUUCGAAGCAGAAGAAUAUCAGUCUAAUGUAUAAUAAGUAUUUAUUUAUUAUA